Molecule: messenger RNA, 3358 nt
Organism: Glossina fuscipes
Lineage: Eukaryota; Metazoa; Arthropoda; Insecta; Diptera; Glossinidae
Gene: scat
Product: vacuolar protein sorting-associated protein 54
Exons: 2
Coding region: 109-3009 (966 amino acids)
Biological process (GO): retrograde transport, endosome to Golgi; Golgi to vacuole transport
Cellular component (GO): GARP complex
Molecular function (GO): syntaxin binding
Source: RefSeq, a predicted model, not a curated record
AUCAAAUUAUACAAAUUAUUUUUCGGUUUUUAUGUAAAGAAAUUGAUAUAAAAAUAUCGUGAAGUUGAUGAACUUGAUAAGGAGUGGAUUUGUUUCAUAAGUCAAAUAAUGAUGGACGUGGCACAAGGCUUAGCUGAGAGUACAUCGAACGUGACUUCAAAUCCUAAAUAUUCUAAAUUUACGGAGAUUAAGUACGAAAAUAUCAGCUGGGAAUCGUGGGAAUCGUGUUAUUAUUGUCCUUGUUUAAAGUUUGCUUGUGUUUCGGACUUUGUAAAGCAUUUACGGGAGCGACAUUGUACCCGAGAAGGUGGUUCUUUUGUAUGUCGAUACGGCUUUAAUGGUGUAUGUCCGUCUCUACCGUUGGACGGAGUUUCUGAUCGAGAUUAUGAUGCUCAUGUAAAUAAAUAUCAUGUAAAUCAAAAUUCCCGUGGAAUGCCUCCUGAAUGGUCCGUAUUCUCGGCAGCUCAGAACCUGCCUGCCGUAUUAAAUGAUCCAUUACGCGGCAAGCAAGUCAAUCUUUUCACUAAAAAAUGGGGAGCUGAUUUUGUUGAAAAAAGCCAUAUAUCGUCUUCAACGUAUUUACCUGAAAUUACUUAUCGUGACUUUGAAAAGUAUAUAUCAAAAAUAGGUAAGCGUUAUCGACGGCAUGAUCAUUUUACAAUGCAACAGAACUUGAACUUGCAUCGUGAAGGCGAAUCUUUGGCGUGCAAUGGAAUUGUAUCGACCUCGCCAACUCAUGGUGUUAGCUUCGUCGCAGUACCCGAAAUAUUUUUAAAAGAGACCCUAAAUUUGCAAAAUGCUUCUACAUUUUCGCAAGUAUUUCCUGGUAUUAUGGAAAAAUCAAACGGAGAAGAGAGGCGUAAAACUGGUCGUGUAGUUCAAGAAAAAUUAUCGCAUUAUUUAGAUAUUGUAGAGGUUAAAAUUGCUCAGCAAGUCUCUCAAAAGUCGGCAUCAUUUUUUCAUGCGAUGACCUCCCAAGAUGCUAUAAUGAUCGAAAUGAAAGAAGCUGCGAGACGUGUCCAAGCAUUACGAGCUGCCCUCCAAAUGCUUCAUAAAUCUGUAGUCAUAGAUACUUUCCGUGUCUUGUGCUUCGCAAAACGCCGCCAAAAUUUUGAAGAUGUGCUGGAUAAAUUGUGUCUAAUGGCGACUGUUCAUAAAACUCAACCGAUGUUGCAAUUACUUUUAGGGACGCAAGAUUAUGUGGCUGCGCUGGAUUUAAUUGGUACCACCCAAGAAAUUCUUACUCAAGAACUUAACGGUGUUCACUGCUUCAAACAUUUACCUAUGCAGUUAGUGGAAAUGGAAAAACUAAUUGAUAAAAUGCUAACAAGUGAGUUUGUAAAAUACGUAACAGGAGAUUUGAAUAGGCCGCUAAGUGAUAUGCUAAAGGAAACAGAUAGUACAUGUGCAGAGGAGGACAAACUUGUCUGCAUCGUAAUGGGUCUGCUGCGAAAAAAGAAUUUCAGUUUUGUGGAUACUUACAAAGAGGAGGCAAUCGCAACUAUUCGGGCUAUAAUAAAGCAACAAAUAAUUGAAUUUAUAUCCACUAGUGAGAGAGAAAUAUGUCUAACAGGGACGGGAGAGGAGGCGCAAGAUCUUUCAAUUGCUGAAUGGAUAAGUCUGUUAGGCAAACUCACUGCAGCAUUACUAAUCAUUUUAGAGCGCGUACAAGCUGUUACAUACAUAAUGGGGCAGACCACUGCAGCGGCAGGUGGAAGCAAUCAUGGCAACCAAUCGAUAGGGAUAAAUAACGAAAAGGCUGUAAAUUUAAUUGAUUCUGAGGCCUUUCUCACAGAAUCAGACCGAGCGUGCGUUGAUCAAAAGUUAGGCGAAUUAAUCGAUGUGGUAUGCCAAUAUUGUCAUAGACGCUGUGCAAAUCUUAUUGCUCCGCAAAGCUUAGAGAAGGCGACCGCUACCCUCGAAGAUAUAUGUCGCCUUUCAUUAUUGGUUGAAGAAUUUAGCGAAGCUUGUGAAGAUAUAUGCGGGAUUUCUGCGGUUCCUUUGAAAAUGGCUUUAAAAGAUCAAGCAAUAAAGUUUGCCAAUCGUUUCCAUAGUGAACGUAAACAUAAGUUGGGGAUUUUGCUUGACGCAGAACUUUGGCGGAAAGUUGACAUUCCAAAUGAGUUUCAGAAGCUAAUCGACUUCAUUGAAGAAAACGAUAUUUCUGAGCUCACAGUCGAAAGAAGCUCCACAAGCUUCCUAUCUGGCGGAACUUCCUAUUGGCAUUACGAGGACGCUACUGACAUGCCACCGUCUAGUCCGCUGCUAUUAGUUGAGUCGGUCCCCUAUACCUUGGUGGGUACGGCUCUUUUAUUGGUACAAAUGUUAUGCGAAUAUUGUCGAUAUGGCCAGCUUUUACCAAUCGUAGCUGGUUAUCUAUCACGCAAUGUUGUCGAUUUAUUGCGAACAUUCAACUCUCGUUCCUGUCAGUUGGUAAUCGGAAUAGGCGCAUUAAGCGUAGCAGGUCUAAAGAGAAUUACGAGCGCGAAUUUGGCUUUGCUUUCCAGGUCUUUGCACCUUAUCUUGUGGUUGUUGCCGAAAAUUAAAGCACAUUUCGAAUCGCUGGACCCUACAAGUGUUGCUGGCUAUGAGAUAGUCGAAAACGAUUAUCGCGGACAUAUUAAAGAAAUUGAAUACAAAAUAUACACUAUUGUGUACGAUUGUGUUGCCUUGGAGCUAAAUGAUUGGGAAUCACGACCGCCAAUACCGUCGCAGUCGUUUAGGCAAAUAUCCCGACAUUUAGUUACAUUACAUAAAACAAUUGCACCCAUUCUACCUGAAAAACAAAUGCAAACGAUCUACAGCAUUGUGCAUCGCAAUUUUAAAGAUAAAUUAAGAGAGAAGUUGCUAGAAUUGGGUAUUGUAAAAAAUGGCGGACCUCAGCAGGGAGUAGUAACAUCAGAGUUAACUUUCUAUAUGGAAACGUUACGGACGUUGAAGGCUCUGCCAGUUGAAGAACUUGACGAUGAUAUAUUGGAAAAUAUUUGGGAGUUUAACUCUUGCCAAUAAGGAUAGCUUGUUAUUUCGUGUAUUUUAUUUUAAUAUUCAUUUUAGUUACUUUUUUUGUUAUUGUGAGACUUAUAUUUAUGUAAUUUUUGUUAAAGCAUUUUUAAUCCUAACUAUUUGUUAUUCGUUAAUUAAGUUAAACACUCCUACUAAUUAUGACGAACUGUGUGUGAAGUUGGUUAAUUUAGAAAUGUUAAAAAGAAGACGGAAUAAUAAUAAUAAUGUCUAUCAUUCCAAUUAUGGCAAUUGCGAUAUCAACAAGAAUUGAGGGAAUCGUUUAACCCACGGCCGUAUUUAGUGAAUAAAAAGUUUGGUAGUUUCCUUUUGAUACAUUUUUGACGUUACUUGGCUG